This is a messenger RNA of Momordica charantia (bitter melon), 1849 nucleotides long. NCBI's taxonomy places the organism in Eukaryota, Viridiplantae, Streptophyta, Magnoliopsida, Cucurbitales, Cucurbitaceae. The record is from RefSeq and is a predicted model, not a curated record.
GUAUGAUUUAGCUGCGGAAUGUGCUGAUGAUGAUGAUGCAAAGCUUUCUAUCAAUGAGUUGAGAAAGGAAGUGGUCGCAGAACUGAAAAUGCAUGAUUUGUUUGUUAAGGAAUGGGAUCCCGAGGUUGGGAAAGAAUAUCCUGUCAGUCCUGCUACAGUCAAAUACACCGAUUUUUUGCUGGCAACGGCAUCCGGUAAGAUUGAAGGAGCCAAAGGUCUUGGUAAUAUUGAAACCCCAUUUGAAAAAACAAAGGUUGCUGCCUACACUCUUGGUGCCAUGACGCCUUGUAUGAGGCUGUACGCCUAUAUAGCAACUGAGUUUAAGGGAAUUCUUCGUGGUGACCUCAGUGAUCACCUCUACAAGAAGUGGAUUGAAAACUACUCAUCUAAAGGUUUUCAGGAAGCCGCUGAGAAAAUGGAAGACGUGCUUGAGAAACUAUGUGCAACUUUGACUGGUGAAGAGCUUGGCAUCAUUGAAAAGCUUUAUCACCAAGCUAUGAAACUUGAGCUGGAGUUUUUCUGCUCUCAGCCUGUUAAGCAGAAGACUGUAGUUCCUCUUAUUAAGGAUCAUAAUCCUGCAGAGGAACGGUUGAUGCUCUUUUCUGAUUAUGAUUUGACUUGCACGGUUGUUGAUUCUUCUGCCAUUCUGGCAGAGAUAGCAAUAGUAAGAGCUCCAAAACCCGAUCAAAUUCAACCCGAAGACCAAAUUCCUCGAAUGUCAUCAACCGACCUCAGAAACACAUGGGGUGCUAUUUCCAGGCAAUACACAGAAGAGUAUGAGGAAUGCAUAGACAGAAUUAUGCCCUCUAGUACCGUGGAAUUCAAAUAUGAAGAUCUGUGUACAGCUCUUGAGCAGCUCUCUGAUUUCGAGAAAAGGGCGAAUAAUAGGGUCAUCGAGUCUGGAGUACUUAAGGGCUUAAAUUUUGAAGAUAUAAGACGAGCUGGUGAACAUCUUAUUAUACAAGAUGGUUGUUUUAAUUUCUUCGGAAGUAUUAGUAAGAAAGAAAAUGUCAAUGUUGGUAUCCACAUACUGUCUUACUGUUGGUGCGGGGAUCUCAUUAGGUCGUCUUUUAAUUCAGGUGGUUUACUACCUGUGGUGAGUAUACAUGCCAAUGAAAUCGUCUUUGAAGAAGCAGUUUCUACUGGUGAUCUAGUAAAGAAAGUGGAAUCUCCCAUUGAUAAGGUCAAAGCUUUCAAAAAAAUCUUAGACAGCUCCAGCAGUGAUAAAAAGAACUUCAGUAUAUACGUUGGAGACUCGGUCGGUGACUUGCUUUGUCUGCUGGAAGCAGAUGUAGGAAUUGUUAUCGGGUCAAGUUCCAGUCUAAGGAGACUGGCAACUCGAUUCGGAGUCUCUUUUGUUCCAUUGUUCCCCAACGUGGUAAAGAAACAGAAGGGUCUCACCGAAGAGACACGGCGCAAUUGGAAAGGAUUGUCUGGUGUCCUCUACACUGUCAAUACUUGGGCUGAAAUACAUGCCCUCGUCCUGGGAUGCUAGAACCAAGCUUUUUUAGUGGUUCUCGUUCACAUUGUCGAUUAUAAAGAUACGACGUUGAUGGCAAAUUUUAUAGGGCCAACAACACCAUUUCAUUGUUGUCGUCUUGUCCGUCCUCCUUCGUCCAUUUAGUGAAUCUGAACUUGCCAACGGUUUUGUGUACACAAGGUAGCUGUGAGGAAGGAUGGAGAAGCCAAUUAUUUUGAAACAAAAAAGUUUCUGUCAAUAUAAACUCUGUAUCCAUUGGUUGGUUAGGUGCUGUUGUUCUAUAUUUUGGGAUGAAUGGCAGUUUACAGAAAAAAGACGAUUGUAAUUUUCUACAUGUUCAAUGAAAAAGCAUAUUACUUGUUGAUUGAA